This is a messenger RNA of Symbiodinium pilosum, 173 nucleotides long. NCBI's taxonomy places the organism in Eukaryota, Dinophyceae, Suessiales, Symbiodiniaceae. The record is from the annotation of a GenBank genome assembly.
GUUAUGGCCGCUGCUGGAUUUUCCUUGGCGCUGCUCUCUGCAGACUGGGAGGAGGAGCGUAGUACCUGGAAUCGGCUGACAUCACCUCGUGAUGCUGCCAGCCUGAUGGAGCAGAUGGAGGAGGGAUUCAACUUGGAGUUGACGAACCUCUCUGACCUCCCUGAGAAAGAGAG